Molecule: messenger RNA, 1336 nt
Organism: Nicotiana attenuata
Lineage: Eukaryota; Viridiplantae; Streptophyta; Magnoliopsida; Solanales; Solanaceae
Product: acyl-coenzyme A thioesterase 13-like
Exons: 4
Coding region: 593-1036 (147 amino acids)
Molecular function (GO): fatty acyl-CoA hydrolase activity
Source: RefSeq, a predicted model, not a curated record
UGAGUAUUAUGCGCUCAGAGGCAUCCGAGUUGACCGAGUUGAACCGGGUCAAGUUCUUUGCACCUUCAAAGUUCCUCCUCGCCUCACUCAAAACCAGUUGAACCAGUAGAAUCAACAAGGGGAUGGAACUCCAGUCCCUUCACCACGAAACUCUCCUCAACAGUCCCGAGAAGGGUCACUUGACAGAUGAACAUCACAUACGAAUGACCAACAAGGGGAUGAUCAAGCUAUCGAUGGAGCAUCGAAGCAACUAAUUGUAGAACAGGUCAACUAUGCUCUUCAAGCUUUUGUUAGUGGGUUGCCAACUGUACCAUUAACUCCACCUCCGAAUAACACCGCAACCAUAGAUAAUCCACACUCUGGACUUGCCAAUUCAGGCAGUGGAGGUACUCCCAGCGAAUCUCGUGAUGAAAGGUCAGGUAUUCUAAUUAAUUCUGAUUUACAAAGUUUAGUACUAACUUUGCAGAAACAGCUCAAGGAGUAGAACGAUCGCAUAGAGCAAAUACUUGGUGUUCCACCCUUAAUCAAAGAGGUGGAUAUUGAUAAAUAUUCUCAACAACCCUGGAAGUGCCGCUCCUUUAGAAAGUUUAAGAUGUCCGAUAUCCCGAUGUAUGAUGGGACAACCGAUCCACGAGAUCAUGUAACUGCAUUUACAACUGGCGUGAAAGGCAACGACUUGACCAAGCAAGAAAUUGAGUCAGUGCUGGUCAAAAAAUUUGGUGAAACACUCACAAAAAGGAGCUCUAACAUGGAUAGAGAAGGGAAACUAGCAUCAGGCGCCAUCGCGAAUCUAGUUGACGAAGUCGGGGGUGCUGUAGUCUUUGUGGAGGGUCUCCCAAUGAAUGUAUCUGUGGACAUGUCAAUUUCAUUUCUUUCAAGUGCGAAGGCCGAUGAUGAAUUGGAGAUCGUUGGUCGAGUCUUAGGUCAGAAAGGAGGUUAUUCUGGAACAAAUGUACUUGUGAAAAAUAAAGCUACUGGGGAGCUCAUUGCUGAGGGGCGGCAUUCACUAUUUGGUAAACAUGCUAGUAAAAUGUGAUGAAGUAUUUUUCUUGACCAAGAUGCCUCUUUGAAGAUGCGGUUCAGUUUCUACUAUCUGGUCCAUAUGUUUUCUUCUUAGAUAAGUAAGUGGUAGUACAUAGUUUUUUUUGUUGCUGCGAUAACAUGUAUUGAGCAGCAUUAUGCCUGUGAGGAAUAAGUGCGAUGUAAAUAUUUGCUUGUUAGUGGAGAUGGAUACAAGAUUUUCAUUUGGUGCCGAGUAGCCAUUGAAUUUGUACUCGCACAGAGUUCCUAAAUUGUUGGUGCAUUAAAAGAGAAAAAGUUUGUGAUUGAGGCAUAA